This is a messenger RNA of Pieris macdunnoughi, 849 nucleotides long. The record is from the annotation of a GenBank genome assembly. NCBI's taxonomy places the organism in Eukaryota, Metazoa, Arthropoda, Insecta, Lepidoptera, Pieridae.
AUGGCAGAAAAAGAUAAUACGAAAGUUAAGGACAGAGAGUUUAUCGAAAAUAGUUCAACCAUUGAAGCUGAUCAAGUUCAAACUACAUCCUAUGCAGUUCCGAAGACAAAAGAUAAAAAAUUAAAGAGGAAAUCUGAAUAUGAACUUAUGCAACUUGCAGUUAACUGUCUUAGACAGAAGCCAGACGAAUAUGAAAACUGGGCUGCGUCUUGUGCUGCAGAUUUAAAGAAAAUGGAACCAACACAACAAAUCUUUGCUAAGAGCGCUAUUGCUGCCAUUAUCAUGGAAGGACAAUUAGGUCUUUUACAUCGCAAUUCGGUUGAAAUAAAUACUCCAACAGUAACAAUAACUCCAUCUCCGACAUAUACCAGAUCCACGCCAACUCCAACAAAUUACAACAGCACGCCAUCGCCUCGCUAUUCUGAACUUCCACCUGAGGAGCUGCCACAUUACCAACAGAACAUGGACAAUUCGCAACAGGAAAAUGAUGCUAAUGACAUAGCAACGCCAAAAAUCGUAGUGCGAGAGUGUGACCCACUUAAAAAUAAAAUAUCUGUGAAACGGCCACCUAAGACAUCAACAGAACGUUCACGUGAAUCUAGAGAGCGGAAAAGGGCUUUAAAAAAGUCGUACAUCAUUUCAAAACCUAAACCAAAAACUCCAGCAGAGCGCAGUCGUGACUACAGAGCUCGAAAAAGGGCUCGAAAAAAUGAAGACAAUCACCAGUCAAAUGACUUGACGCGAAUAACUGUGGAAGUUGAAGUAGAUCAAGAACAAGAAAAUUCUCAAGUCGAAGACUUCCACUUUACCAAUGAGAAAAAUAAAAACUUCAACAGAACGUUGUCGUGA